Dissoconium aciculare CBS 342.82 is the source of this 1941-nucleotide messenger RNA. Its product is annotated as cora family metal ion transporter-like protein. The coding region runs from base 1 to 1941 and encodes 646 amino acids. The transcript is spliced from 2 exons. NCBI's taxonomy places the organism in Eukaryota, Fungi, Ascomycota, Dothideomycetes, Mycosphaerellales, Dissoconiaceae. Gene Ontology annotation, cellular component: plasma membrane. Gene Ontology annotation, molecular function: magnesium ion transmembrane transporter activity. Gene Ontology annotation, biological process: magnesium ion transmembrane transport; intracellular magnesium ion homeostasis. The record is from RefSeq and is a predicted model, not a curated record.
AUGUCUCACUCUCCAGAGUCGCGUCACUCCAUCGAGAGGUCCAGCACUCCCAUGCUAGACUUGGACGAUCAUCGAAACCAGCCCGAAAGCCUGCCGCUUGCCAUUGAUCCACCACCUCAUGCCCGACGUGGAACACUGGCCAGCAUCGCUGAUGGCGAACGAGCCGGGCGUCCUUUCCUGACUGUGCCUGCUGUUGAUGAACACGGUACAAUCGCUCGGGACUUUGAGAAUGCGAUCAUCGACGACAAUCAGAGCAUCCGAAGCCAAGGAUCUCAGCGCUCCAUCAAAUCCAAUCGAUCUACCGGCACUUUUAGGCGCGCGAUCCUCAAUCGUCAGCGAGGGGCAGACUCUCGCGAGUCGUCGCGUUCACGUUCUUCUUCUCCGCCAAACUCAGUUGAUGCUUUCGCACCUCCGCGACGACCACGUGCUGGAACGAACAACAGCUACACUCCAUCGGUCAACCUUCCUACCAUCACUCGCGCCCUAUCCAAUGCUACUCAUCGGCGACGAAGCGGCACACUCGUCGAUGAAGGAACAGUAGGUCACCGUACUGAAGGAGCCGCCUCAAUCCGUAGCUCGGUCCACGAUGACGUGUGUUUCCCACCCGAGGAGAUCACGAACACGUAUAAGAUUGAUUUCGAAGAUCUCGAAGAAUUCGUGUCUCAGGCUCACACAAAGACACCGGUGGCGCAUCCGUUCACGCCACUCUUCACUCGGCACAAUGAGCAACACCGCCGCAUCUUCGGCGACCAACGUAGCGAGAGCAACGGCUACUUCCCGGAGAAGAUCGAGAGUCCUGCCGAGCAAGACAGUGACAAAGUCGAUAGUGAUGAGAAAAUGCCUGCCGAUUUCACUGACCCCCUCAGCCGACCUCCGAGUAGGUCCGAGACACAGAAUCGGUUCACUUUCUUCUCGUCGGAAAUGGACGAAACCGUACAUGCUCCCGAACUCGGCGGUCUUCUGAUGCCUCAAGAAACAUUCCGCGACCUAUUCGAGCUCAAUCCAGAGGGAGGUGUUUGGUGGCUCGACAUGCUCAACCCUUCCGAAGAAGAGAUUUUCGCUAUCUGUGGCGCCUUCCGCGUGCACCCUUUGACGCGGGAAGACAUCACCACUCAGGAGACUCGUGAGAAAGUGGAACUCUUCAAAUCGUAUUACUUCGUCUGCUUUACCAGCUUCUACGCCGUAGACAAGUCUAGCGAGAACUACCUCGAGCCGAUCAACAUCUAUGCCGUGGUCUUCCGUGAGGGACUCUUGACAUUCUCCUUCUGCCAGAACCCGCACAUCGCCAAUGUCCGGAAGCGUAUCGGUAAACUCCGCGAUUACGUCAACCUUUCAGCCGACUGGAUUUGCUACGCUCUGAUUGACGAGAUUGUCGACUCCUUCGGACCUGUUCUACGCGAGGUGGAGCGUGAAACCGACACUAUAGAAGAUUCCGUCUACACUGCUCGAUUCGAAGACUCCCGCGCGAUGCUGCAGCAGAUCGGCGAGUGCCGCAAGCGAGUGAUGAGCCUUUCCCGUCUCCUAGGCGGCAAAGCCGACGUGAUUAAAGGGUUCGCGAAGAAGUGCAACGAGUCCUACGCAGUAGCUCCCCGUGGCGACGUCGGUCUGUAUCUCAGUGACGUCCAGGAUCACAUCGUCACCAUGAUGUCAAACUUGGGCCAUUUCGAAAAGAUGUUGGGUCGCAGCCAUUCCAAUCACCUCGCACAGAUCACUCUCCGCCACACCGAACAGGGUAGCCGGGCUAACGAGCUGCUGGGCAAGAUCACCGUCUUCGCGACGAUUCUUGUGCCGUUGAACUUGGUCGCAGGUUUAUUCGGCAUGAACGUUCCCGUGCCCGGCGGCGACUCGGAGGGUCUUGCUUGGUGGUUUGGAAUUGUGGGCGUGAUUAUCUGCUUCAGCGUGGUCUGUGUCACCGUCGCUAAAAAGCUGAAGUUGGUCUGA